This is a messenger RNA of Punctularia strigosozonata HHB-11173 SS5, 1734 nucleotides long. RefSeq names its product MFS general substrate transporter. Lineage: Eukaryota; Fungi; Basidiomycota; Agaricomycetes; Corticiales; Punctulariaceae. Gene Ontology annotation, molecular function: transmembrane transporter activity. Gene Ontology annotation, biological process: transmembrane transport. Bases 1 to 1734 code for a protein of 577 amino acids. The transcript is spliced from 14 exons. The record is from RefSeq and is a predicted model, not a curated record.
AUGGCCCUUACUGCCUCCCAAAGCGACGCUCCGGUAGGGACUGACGACGAGAAGGAGAAGGUAGCGUACGAGGAGGAUCGUAGGACCCCCUCUACCCCCGGCUCUCCUCAGACAUCCGCACUCGACUAUGGGAUCGCUGCAAAGCCCAGGCUGCCGAUAUGGUGGCGAGGGGUGAUUAUCAUCUUGACCUGCUUCUGCACAUUCGGUAACCAUUGGUCCAAUGGAUUAAUUGUCGCGAUGAAGACGACGAUCAUCAAAGAAGACAAGAUCAACAACUCGCAAUUCGCGACCUUGGUCGCCGUCACCAACCUGGUUAACACGUUCCUGUGUAUCGGCCUCGGGUUCACCAUCGACAAAUUCGGCGGCGCGCUGCUGUCGAUCAUCCUCGCGAGCUUCCACUUCGCGGGCUCCGCCGUGAUGGCCGGCGCCGCGACGAACCACCUCAACAGCUACGCCCUGCUCAUCGUUGGAAAGACGCUCGCCGCCAUCGGCGACGGCUCGCUCGACAAUGCUCAACACCGGAUCUUCUCGACGUACUUUGCUCCCGGACAAGGCUUCGGGUUCUCUAUCGGCAUGAUCUGGGGCAUAGCCAAUCUUGCUCAGUUCACGGGCCAGUCCACUGCCAACAUUAUCACCAAGAACACCGGAACCUACGCGUGGACGCUGUGGAUCAGCACCUGCAUCGCCGGCUUCUCCGUCGCCUGCGCCUUCUCCGUCUUCUUCCUCGACAAGUACCUCCGCCGCCGUUACACCAUCAAGGACCAGACCAGCGGCUUGCAACACACCGGCGCCGUCAGGGGCGGCGUGUUCUCCCUCAAGGCGAUCCGCCACCUCCCGCUUACCUUCUGGCUCGUCGUCCUCUUCGCCAUCUUCGAGAACGCCGGCGUGCAGAGCUUCGUCUCGAUCUCGACGCAGUUCGCGCAGCAGAGGCUCAAGAAAGGCGCGGUCAUCGGAGGCUGGGUGUCGAGUUUCUACCUGUUGCUCCCGGCUUGCGCGACGCCGUUCAUUGGCAUCUUCAUCGACAUGUAUGGGAACCGGAUUUCGUUCUUGUUUGCCUCCGGUCUCACGUUCUUGAUUUCGAUGCUUCUGCUCAAGUUUUCUCACUCGGUCCCUGCUUUCAUCGCGGCAUACAUCUUCUAUGCUUUGUCACAGGUCGUCACCCCCGCGCCCCAAGUAGAGAUCAUUCGUAACAUCAUCCCCGACCCCCAAUACUUCGCCACUGGCUUCGCCAUCAAGAAGAGCGUCGUCCAGGCGAGUAUCGUCAUCAUCACGACGGCCGCUGGCAAGCUCCAGGACGAUACCGCCAGCAACUCGCUGGACCCCGCAGUCUCCUUGUGGCUGGCGUACGCGUUCAUCAGCGUCGCCGUCUCCGGCACGAUGCUCGCCAUCGCGCAGUUCGCUCCCGCCCUCCUCCCCGCCGCGCGCCUCUCGCAAGUCAGGCCGAGCCGCCUCCCGGAAGAAGUCGACCGGCUCUUCCCGUCGGACGCGCUGCCCGCCGGCGCCAAGGGCCCGCACGGCGAGACGCUCGCGUCCGACGUCGACUCGGAGAACGAGAUCGCGGAGGUCAAGGUCAAGGAGCGCAUCCUCAAGAGCCCGCGCGCCGGGUUCGAGGGCAUGCGCUGGGCCUUCCUCGCCGCGUCGCUCGGGAUCAUCUUCAUCGGCUGGAUCAUGUUCGGCCUCGGUGUCGGCUGGGGCGUCCACGGAUCCGUCAUCGCCGGUACCACGGGCGAAUGA